Molecule: messenger RNA, 333 nt
Organism: Anopheles maculipalpis
Lineage: Eukaryota; Metazoa; Arthropoda; Insecta; Diptera; Culicidae
Product: U6 snRNA-associated Sm-like protein LSm2
Exons: 3
Coding region: 9-296 (95 amino acids)
Biological process (GO): mRNA splicing, via spliceosome
Cellular component (GO): P-body; catalytic step 2 spliceosome; precatalytic spliceosome
Molecular function (GO): RNA binding
Source: RefSeq, a predicted model, not a curated record
CACUAAAAAUGCUUUUCUAUUCCUUUUUCAAAUCACUCGUGGGGAAGGACGUUGUGGUGGAGUUGAAAAAUGAUUUAAGCAUUUGCGGAACACUGCACUCGGUAGAUCAGUACCUGAACAUAAAGCUCACAGACAUCAGCGUGACCGAUCCGGAAAAGUAUCCCCAUAUGCUAUCGGUAAAGAAUUGUUUCAUCCGCGGUUCCGUCGUACGGUAUGUGCAGCUGCCCGGCGACGAGGUGGACACGCAACUGCUGCAGGAUGCGGCACGAAAAGAGGCUGUAACUAGCGUACGAUAAGUAAAAACAGUGUGAGAAAUUAUGUAAAUAUCAUGGU